AGCGUCUCCCCGCGCACUGGAUAUUACGCCUCUAUCCAACUAGAGAUGAAGUGUGUGGAAAUCGUGGCGAAUUAAAGAUAGUGUCAGCCUUUCUACUGCCAACUAUGCAGACUGGAGCGAGCGGAGUUCAGGACGAUACCACGGGAUGAAUAGUCGAGAGUGAGAUCCUUCUCGUUUCAAGAAACGCGUGAAAGGAGCGGAGAAAGUGGACGCUUCCAAAGGCGCACGUCUCUUGACGACGCGCAUCCUUUCGCUGGAUAGUGGCAAGGCGCACAGGAGCGCACAGCUUUUUUUUUUUUUUUCCACCUCAGUGGACAUCAGUGCUCCCUCCUUCAAGAUGGAGGACUACAAUGGGAUAUUUGAGAAUGCCAACAUCACUUCCAGUUGUAACUUCACCGCUUGCAAUGCCACAGACAACGUGCCAUUGCCAUUCAACAGGGUCAUCAUUGUCAUCCACAUCAUCGUCUUCAUUGUGGGUUUUCUGGGUAACACACUGGCCAUCUACGUGAUGGCCCGCUAUGCAAAAAUGAACACAGCAACUAACAUCUACAUCCUUAACUUAGCUGUGGCGGAUGAACUCUACAUUCUGGGAAUUCCCUUUAUAGGAACCAAUAGCAUUCUUUCCUAUUGGCCAUAUGGAGAAGCCUUCUGCAAGAUCAGCAUGACUGCUGAUACAAUGAGCCAGUUCGCCUCCACUUUUUCCCUGACACUAAUGAGCAUCGAUCGCUUCCUAUUUGUGGUUUAUCCUGUUCGCAGUGCCAAAUGGCGGAAACCAAUGUUGGCGAAGAUCAUUAGCGGCAUCGUGUGGGUUGUGUCCUCUCUGAUUGUUCUGCCAGUCAUGAUCUUCUCAAGUGUACAGGAGAACUUUAACACCUGCAACAUAAGCUGGCCUGAGCCAAAUGGUGUGUGGUCUGCUGUCUUCAUCCUCUAUACAUCUAUCCUGAGCUUCUUUGGCCCUUUGGUUGUCAUCUGCCUCUGCUACCUGUUUAUUGUCAUCAAGGUGAGGUCAGCACGUGAACGUGCAGGCCUGACUAGGCGACGUAAAUCUGAACGCAAGGUGACACGCAUGGUAGUGAUCAUUGUGCUGGUGUUUGUACUUUGUUGGCUUCCCUUUUAUAUGACCAACAUCGUCAACCUGGUUUAUACCAUCCCCGAGACCAACACCGCAGCAAAUAUCUACUUUUCCAUGGUCAUCCUCACCUACGUCAACUCCUGUGCCAACCCAUUUCUUUAUGCUUUCCUCUCUAAAAACUUCAAAGAGAGCUUCCGGAAGGUGCUCUGCUUCCAGAAAGUGUAUGUUGCUAGAGCUGCAGAGACACUGCAAACUGGACAGAAUGCUACCAAGGAGAGCUUCCAGAAGGUGCUCUGCUUUCGGAAAGCAAAUGUUGCUGCAGAGACGUUGCAAGGUGGACAGAAUGCUACCAAGUCCAUCCAACUGAAGGAUAUCAAGACCGCUGACACUGAGCCUUUCAAUACAAAAAACUUGGUGAAAGGACAGUGACUGGUGAGUUUCAAGCUGAUCCAGCAUGUACUAUUACACUACAUGGAACUUGGACACUUUCACCCUUGUCAUUUAAUAACCUGUCUUUAUUAAUGAUCAUCUCUCCCUGAGUGGAGCAUAUCUGCAAAGGAGUAACAAGAAACAGCAUUCAUCGCAGAAAAUUGUUUUUUAUGGACUUUUUAUUAGAUUGACUGUAUUAUACAAGGCAUUAGUUUAUGUCAUGAUAGCAUAGAAAAAGUCACAAGACUUAAAAAUUGCUGAAAAUGUUUAACUAGCAUUGCCUGUACUAGCUUGCCAUUUGCUGUUAAUUCAGUAAAAUGUACAUUUCACCACACUAAAAACAUUUGGGCUGAUUUAAACACACUGAGCUCUUUCAGGACUAAACGACUCUGACAGACUCAUUUGGUUUAAUGCAGCAGUCUCAAACUCCUGGCCCGCAGGCCGCAUCCGGCCCUGUCCCCUACUUCUGGCCCGUAAUUUGAUGUCAAAAAUAUAAGACAAUUUGGCCCUUUAAGUUACUUUUUUUUGACAUUUCGCUAACUCCUCUUAAUAGGAGAGGAAAGUGAAAUGUCAAAAAAGUAGGGGGCGGGGCCAGAUAUUUAAUGGCUUGAACCCAUCAAUUUGUGCUAAACUAACUGUGACUAACACAAGAGAGGUAUUGAUCUUUUACUCUCAGUUGAAAAGAAAAUGAGGUUAUUUUUGAAACAAUGAAAGUAUUCCUUUAGAAAUAGAAGCUCUGUGGAACAAAGUGGUUAAUUAGUGCCGUAGAAAUACUCGUAUACAUUUUACUGAGUCUGUAUUAGGUAUCAGCCUUACAUUCACACCAACUUUGACCCUAGCUAUUGUUGCAUUACUUUAUCUCAAACAUUGUUCCUUCUUUAAUUUGAGAAUUUAUAGUAUUCAGUUUGUACUGUUGUUACUAGACUCGUGACUGCCUUGUUGAUUGAUGUAAAGCUGGCUGAAUGGUCAUGACUGUUACAGUGUAUUUUGGUGUGACAAGCUUUUUGGGGCAUAUUAAUGUCAGUCUGUCAGACUGAAGUGGACGAUAUAGUAAAAGUAAAGAUGCCAUCUCAUCCUGGUGGACAAACCUGCUGAACGCCACUGCCCUAUUUUAUAUUUGUAACAUGAGACAAGCAAAAACCAUGUGAACAAUCUUGAUGGUGAGUUUGAGCUUGGUCAAAAAUGCAGAUGGACUUGUGAAAAUCUUACAGGUGACAAGGGAUUUUUUUUUUUCUGUUCAAAGUACUGUGAAUUCUGAAAAUACAAGCAAAUCUGAAUUUAGUUUGUUUUAUAUAUGAUAGUUAUAUGUGUUAUAUGGGUCACCAAUAAGAAAGCUAGCAUAGUGAUGUUAUUAUUAAUAUUAAUAAAA
This is a messenger RNA of Archocentrus centrarchus (flier cichlid), 2870 nucleotides long. RefSeq names its product somatostatin receptor type 5-like. Gene Ontology annotation, molecular function: neuropeptide binding; somatostatin receptor activity. Lineage: Eukaryota; Metazoa; Chordata; Actinopteri; Cichliformes; Cichlidae. The transcript is spliced from 5 exons. Gene Ontology annotation, biological process: neuropeptide signaling pathway; cellular response to glucocorticoid stimulus; regulation of insulin secretion. Gene Ontology annotation, cellular component: neuron projection; plasma membrane. Bases 338 to 1501 code for a protein of 387 amino acids. The record is from RefSeq and is a predicted model, not a curated record.